This is a messenger RNA of Nematolebias whitei (Rio pearlfish), 1218 nucleotides long. RefSeq names its product solute carrier family 25 member 4 (gene slc25a4). The record is from RefSeq and is a predicted model, not a curated record. The coding region runs from base 70 to 969 and encodes 299 amino acids. The transcript has 4 exons. Gene Ontology annotation, biological process: mitochondrial ADP transmembrane transport; mitochondrial ATP transmembrane transport. Lineage: Eukaryota; Metazoa; Chordata; Actinopteri; Cyprinodontiformes; Rivulidae. Gene Ontology annotation, molecular function: ATP:ADP antiporter activity. Gene Ontology annotation, cellular component: mitochondrial inner membrane.
CUUGGAGGCGUGUGGGGGUUCGUGAAGUACUGAAGUUCGGGUCUAGUUCUGGUGUGCACGCGCGCAGUCAUGUCGGACGCUGUGAUCAGUUUCAUGAAGGACUUUCUGGCGGGGGGAGUCGCCGCUGCCAUCUCCAAAACCGCCGUGGCCCCCAUCGAGAGGGUCAAACUGUUGCUGCAGGUGCAGCACGCCAGCAAACAGAUCACGGCUGAGAUGCAGUACAAGGGCAUCAUGGACUGCGUGGUGAGGAUCCCCAAGGAGCAGGGCUUCAUCUCCUUCUGGAGGGGGAACCUGGCCAACGUGAUCCGAUACUUCCCCACCCAGGCGCUUAACUUCGCCUUCAAAGACAAGUACAAGAAGGUUUUCCUCGGUGGCGUGGACCAGAAAACACAGUUCUGGCGUUACUUUGCAGGUAACCUGGCGUCUGGCGGCGCCGCUGGAGCCACGUCGCUCUGCUUCGUCUACCCGCUCGACUUCGCCAGGACGAGGUUGGCCGCCGACAUCGGCAAGGGCCCCGCGGAGAGGGAGUUCACCGGCCUCGGAAACUGCAUCACCAAGAUCUUCAAGACGGAUGGGCUCAAGGGUCUGUACCUGGGCUUCAACGUGUCCGUGCAGGGCAUCAUCAUCUACAGAGCGGCCUACUUCGGAUGCUUCGACACAGCCAAAGGAAUGCUGCCGGACCCGAAGAACACGCACAUCAUCAUCAGCUGGAUGAUCGCGCAGACCGUCACGGCGGUCGCGGGCCUCGUGUCGUACCCCUUCGACACGGUCAGACGUCGCAUGAUGAUGCAGUCGGGACGCAAAGGAGCUGACAUCAUGUACAAGGGCACGAUCGACUGCUGGAAGAAGAUCCUCAAAGACGAGGGAGGAAAAGCGUUCUUCAAGGGUGCCUGGUCCAACGUCAUCAGAGGCAUGGGGGGCGCCUUCGUGUUGGUGUUGUACGACGAAAUCAAGAAGGUCACGUACUAAAGUCACCCUCCUCCCACUCCGUCUUCAAGUCUUACUGUUGUGAUGUGUGGCAGCAGCCUGGGGGGGUCCGUGUGGGCUGUAGGCUCCGGUGCAGCAGCCUGGGGGGUCAGUGCGGACCUGACCCGAGUCACAAGUGCGUGUAUAUUUCUAUAGGCCACUAUCAGGCGGCUGGCACAGACCACGAGCUGCUCAGGCCCACACCACGCUCCUCUUAACUUUAUUUAUUAAUAAAAUAUCUUCUUUAAUUCA